UGUCAGCUGUGACCAGCCAUGGCUGCAGGAGGAAACAACACGAUGGAGAGAAGUUGAGAUUCAAAGUGUUUCUCUGUUAUAACACAUGGCAGCAGGGGAGGCUGGAGGUCUGGCUCCGGUCUGCCUGUGUGUCCUGUGCGGGCUGCCCGCCGCUGGGAAGUCCUCCCUGGGCCUCACGGUCCUCAGCACCGCUGCUCAGCUCGGAUGGAGAGCCACCGUGGUGCCGUAUGAUGACCUGAUCCCCGGGCAGGCCUUUCACCCCAGACUGGAAGAGGAGGAGGACGGAGCGAUGCACACUGAAUGGAAGUCACACAGACAGGCAGUGCUACAGUGCAUUGAGCUGUUCUUGAAGACACCUGACAUGUCGGCAGAGCUGCUGAGCGGCCGACAGAUCAACACUGCUGCCUGGGAACAAUGCGUCCGAAUGCUGCUGCAGCCUGAAGGACCGGUGGACCCCUCUCAGGCCGACCGGGCACCACUUGUCUUUCUGCUGGAUGAUAACUUCUACUAUCAGAGCAUGAGAUAUGAAGUGUUCCAACUUGCAAGAAAGUACUCACUGGGGUUCUGCCAGGUGUAUCUUCACUGUGAUGUGGAGUCCUGCAUCAGCAGAAACCAGCGCCGGCCUGAACCCGUUCCCACCGAGGUGAUUCUGGAGAUGGGAAAGCGUCUGGAGCCCCCGAAUCCACAGAAGAACUCGUGGGAGACGCAAAGCAUUUCGCUCGACACCACAGAUAAUUUGUCUAACCUUGACAUCCAGAGAGUGACAGAGUUGAUCUCCUCUGCGCUAAGAAACCCGCUGAGCCCGGUAGAGGACAACACCGAACAAAAGGAAGCCGACCGUCUGAGAUGUGCCACAAGUGUGGUUCACCAAGCUGACCAGGCCUGUCGACGCCUCAUCUCCGAAGCCAUGAGGACUGCCAGAGAAAAUCAAGUGUCCUCUGAACACAUGAGAUCUUUGGCCUCGCAGCUGAAUGAAUCCAAGGCGACAUUUCUUCGCAGCCUGCGUGAGCAGCUGCUGCAGGACCCGUCUUUCUCUCAGGAGGAGGACAUGGAUGUGGAGCGCGUGGUGAAAAGUGCAGUUGAUGUUUUUGACCGUGAGAAAAAGGAAAUCUUGUUAAAAAUAAUGUAUGACCAUAAAUGACCUUUUCACAAAACUAGAUUUGAUUGUAUCAAGUCACAAGUGGAUGUGUGGAUAUGUAAUAGAAUAUAUAUUUAAAUAAAAUGUUACUUGUC
Messenger RNA from Pleuronectes platessa (European plaice), 1233 nucleotides. RefSeq names its product L-seryl-tRNA(Sec) kinase (gene pstk). Bases 86 to 1141 code for a protein of 351 amino acids. The record is from RefSeq and is a predicted model, not a curated record. The transcript is spliced from 6 exons. Lineage: Eukaryota; Metazoa; Chordata; Actinopteri; Pleuronectiformes; Pleuronectidae. Gene Ontology annotation, molecular function: tRNA binding; kinase activity.